Anoplopoma fimbria (sablefish) is the source of this 1323-nucleotide messenger RNA. RefSeq names its product transmembrane protein 208 (gene tmem208). Bases 201 to 722 code for a protein of 173 amino acids. Gene Ontology annotation, cellular component: intracellular membrane-bounded organelle. The record is from RefSeq and is a predicted model, not a curated record. Gene Ontology annotation, biological process: vacuolar protein processing. NCBI's taxonomy places the organism in Eukaryota, Metazoa, Chordata, Actinopteri, Perciformes, Anoplopomatidae. The transcript has 6 exons.
AUGACGACAUCUUCCUGCGCCGGAUAUGUUUUGCCCCCAUCGAGCAGGAGCCCCUGAGUGCUGAUGUGUUACAAGAAAACCUCUCUGCGGGGAGACUUGUGAGCUUGUCUCUUGAUGCAGCAGUAAGUGAAUGACGGGUCACAGGUCGAUGUCCACGAAGACGAAGCGGAAGAGAUCAACAGCAGCGGGUCAGAGAGCCAAUGGCGCCCAAAGGGAAAGUUGGCACAAAGGGAAAGAAGCAGAUCUAUGAGGAGAACGGCGCGACUCUGAAGUUCUACACCAGAGUCAUCCUAGGAGCUAACGCAAUAUAUGCUGCGGUAAAUCUUUUGGUUUUCAACGGUUCCUCUACAUUUUCGACAUGGCUCCUGCUUAUGUUCGCACUAGCAGUGUACGUCGGGAGUUACCGCUCCAUGUCGGCGAUGGCCAAGGCGGCGUUUGCUGAGGACGGAAGUCUCCUGGACGGAGGAAUAGACCUCAACAUGGAGCAGGGAAUGGCAGAGCACCUGAAGGACGUCAUCCUGCUCACAGCCAUCGUACAAGUCCUCAGCACAAUCUCCUCUUAUUUCUGGUAUCUUUGGCUGCUGGCCCCGGCCCGAGCCCUCCACCUGCUGUGGGCGAACUUCCUGGGUCCCUGGUUUAUGGCAGAAAGCCCGUCGGCACCGGAGGAAGUGAAUGAGAAGAAGCAGAGAAGACAGGAGCGCAGACAGAUGAAGAGAUUCUGAUGCUGCAGGGCAGACGGAGCAGUAUUUUUAUACACAGAAUCUAAUAUACAGAUAGCGAGGAUCUCAUAAGUUAUUCAGGAAGAAAUUUGGUUAUUAAAUUAAACUCAAUCCAAAUCUGAUACUGUGGAAUCUGCAUUUCCAUGUUUGUUUGUUUUUUCUUCUUUCUCCCCUAAUCCAAUUUUCUCCCUAAGAUAUUAAAUGUGGUGUUCCCUAUUUAGAUAAUGUCACGGUCCAAAUCUCAUUCAUCCUCAUGCAGAGAUUUAAGAGUUUUUUUGCAUUUGCACAAUUCCUCCACACUGACCCCUGCAGAUUUCCAUCAAACGUUCCUUAACAUCCACAUAUGAAUGAUGAAAAUGAGUCAAGAAGCCAUGGCCAGCUGAAUAUAUUCUGCUUUAUCAUGGCAUGUCUUUUAUUUUCACUUAAUUUUUUAUUUUUUUAAAUCUCUCUAAUGUAAAAUAAUUUAUCCUCCAUGACAGAGCUGAUUUUGUUUGUGAGCUUGUUGGCCUUCUAAGAAUCAACUGGAAAGAAUUCAAGUUUUAAUAGACAAAAUAACUCUUUUUGCAAUAAAAAAAAUCCCUCCAGUGUGGGAUGUUGAUCAUCA